AACUCUCACAUCAAAGAAACAUUAUUAUUAUUAUUUACAAGAGUAACGUAUCAAAGAAAAAAGAUACACAUGACACCAAAAACCAAAGACUCAUUCACCUUCUCUCUAUUUCCAUUCAUGUAAACUUGUUCAACAAGAUUCUAUCAAUCACGUUGGUCUCUUACCAUUUUCAUGGUAGCUUCUUUUUCUGGAGGAACCUCAAAAAGCUUUGACAUUUAAUAAUUGGGAGACACGAAAAGAGAGCAGAGCAAAAGCCAAAAAGGGUGGAGUUUUGUUUGUGUUUUAUAUGAUCUGGGUGUUUGUGAUUUGAAAAGGUUAUUAGAUAGAUUUGGAUCUACAACAUAUAGAUAUAUUAUAUAUCUGAGGAUCAGAAAAUGGGUGUGGAUUACUACGACAUAUUGAAGGUGGACAGAAAUGCCACCGAUGAUGAUCUGAAGAAGGCUUACAGAAAAUUGGCAAUGAAAUGGCAUCCUGACAAGAAUCCCACAAACAAGAAAGAAGCCGAAGCCAAAUUCAAGCAGAUAUCUGAAGCCUAUGAGGUAUUGAGUGACCCUCAAAAGAAGACUAUUUAUGAUCAGUAUGGUGAGGAAGGCUUAAAAGAUAUGCCACCACCUGGCAGUGGUGGUUUCUCAUCUGGAAAUGGCAAUGGGGGGAAUGGAUUUAACCCUAGGAAUGCAGAGGACAUUUUUGCGGAAUUCUUUGGAAGUAGCCCUUUUGGAUUUGGUUCAUCAGGAGGACCUGGGAGAUCUACGAGGUUCCAGUCAGAUGGCUCAGGGAUUUUUGGGGGAUUUGGUGGGAGUGAAAAUAUUUUUCGAACAUAUAGUGAGGGCAGCAUGCCAAAGAAACCACCACCUGUGGAGAGCAAACUGCCAUGCAGCCUUAGGGAGCUUUACUCUGGAUCAACGAGGAAAAUGAAGAUUUCAAGAACCAUAGUUGAUGCCAAUGGACGACAGGUUCCAGAAACAGAGAUAUUAACCAUUGAUGUGAAGCCUGGAUGGAAAAAAGGAACCAAGAUUACUUUCCCAGACAAAGGGAAUGAACAACCUAACCAGCUCCCAGCAGACCUUGUGUUUGUGAUUGAUGAGAAACCCCAUGAUGUUUACAAAAGAGAUGGCAAUGACCUCAUUAUGAACCAUAAGGUGUCUUUAGCUGAAGCAUUGGGAGGGACCACAGUAAAUUUCACCACACUUGAUGGGCGUAAUCUAUCAAUUCCAGUGACCGACAUAGUGAGCCCUGGUUAUGAGCUUCUUGUUGCCAGAGAGGGAAUGCCAAUAGCAAAAGAGCCUGGUAAUAGGGGUGAUUUAAAGAUCAAAUUCGAGGUGAAUUUUCCUACAAGAUUGACACACGAGCAAAGAGCAGCACUUAGACGUGCCUUGGGGGGUUGAGGAGGAGGACUUCAUUGAUCUUUUCUCUGUAUGUAUUUGCCACCAGCUUGGGAAUCAAUGAAGCCACUCAAAAAAUGCAUUCUGUCAAAGGAGAGAUGCCAUGAAAUGAUCUGCCUCAAUAGCUAUCCUCUUUAUAAUUUUCUGAUUUUACCCGGCAGUUCCACUGUAGUUAUAUCUCUUCUUUGUUUUUUUCUUUUUUAGCCCCCCUUUUUUGUCACUAUUUUUUUGCUUUGUGUGCUUGAUUGAUUUUUUAUUUUUUAUUUUUUAUUUUUAUCUUCCCCUUUGUAUAUUUUUGCUGGGAUCCAGUGCUUUGUAUUUGUAUAAUCGCACCCCUUUGUAUUCUUUGUUGGA
Molecule: messenger RNA, 1736 nt
Organism: Quercus lobata
Lineage: Eukaryota; Viridiplantae; Streptophyta; Magnoliopsida; Fagales; Fagaceae
Product: DNAJ heat shock family protein
Exons: 3
Coding region: 375-1385 (336 amino acids)
Cellular component (GO): cytosol
Molecular function (GO): protein-folding chaperone binding
Source: RefSeq, a predicted model, not a curated record